AUGAGGACCACUUAUUCGCUCAACAGCCUCAAUCGGUGGUCUUGCAAGAGCGGUAACACUGCAGACAUCGCAUCGAUCAAGGGCAUUCAUAUCUACGACUUUGACAAUACCCUCUUCUCCAGUCCCCUGCCGAACCCUCAAGUAUGGCAGUCGCAAGCCAUAGGCAUGUUACAAGCGUAUGAAGUCCUCGCAUAUGGAGGCUGGUGGCACGAUUCGACUAUCUUGGCUGCCACUGGGCAAGGGAUAGAGAAAGAGGAGCCCCGAGCUUGGGAAGGUUGUUGGAAUGAGACCGUGGUUCAACUUGUGGAACUAAGCAUGCAAUCAAAAGAUGUUUUGACCGUGCUAUUGACCGGAAGAGGGGAGACAAAUUUUGCAGAACUGGUCAACCGGAUUUUGAAUGCCAAAAAGCUCAACUUCGAUCUGGUCGUGCUGAAACCUGAAGUGGGUCCGGCAGGCCAGCGAUUUGAAUCAACCAUGUCCUUCAAGCAAGAGUUUCUCAAGGAAGUCGCGUUCACGUACAAGAAUGCGGAUGAGAUUCGCAUCUAUGAGGACAGACCCAAACACGUCAAAGGCUUCCGCGAAUUCUUCGAAAGAGUCAACAAGAGUCUGAUUUCACAUCCUGCAGACCAGCCCCCACCACCUCGAAAGCCGAUCACGGCCGAGGUCAUUCAUGUCUGCGAAUUGAAAGCGACCUUGAACCCCGAGAUGGAAGUGGAGGUCGUGCAACGAGCGGUGAAUCGUCAUAACCACGCGGUCGAAACUGGUGGCCCAAACCCCUCACGCUCGGUCAACAAGCGAAUGAAGAUCGUGGAUCAUUUCCUCUACUUUGGCUAUUUGAUCAGCCAGACAGAUUCCUCACGCUUGAUUUCCCUUGUCAAUACUACACCGCACCUGAUCGACUCAGGUGAAGUUCGUCUGCUUGCUUCCAGCAUCCUCAUCGCCCCGUACUUUCCCAAAAAGGACCUCGUCAGAAAGGUUGGAGGGCGAGGCAAGAAAGUGACAUGGCAAGUCACCGGUUUCGCCAAAUAUGAAGAUCGGAUCUGGGCUGCUCGCGUGGCGCCUAUCACGGAUACACAAAUUUCAACUCAAGAUCCAACACCACUUGUUGUUCUUGCUAUUCGGAAAGGCUCUAGGCAAGUCGAUGCGGCAAAGAUUGUAAAGUGGGAACCGGUAGCCCCCGAGAAGGCAUUUAUGUUUGAAACCACUGUGGGAGACAAGGUUCUGCUCAAAAUUGAACCCGAUAACAUGUCUAGAGGCCAUGGAAAAGGUCGUUCUCAGCACGAUCGCGGCUUGGCGGACACGCCUCAUAAGCGGAAGUUCGAUGAACAAGACUAUCGUGGCAAAGAGAACUACGGCGGUGAAAGAGAUGAUCGCUCAUGGGUCCCCAAAGAGCAAGGUGGUGGAAAUUCACGAUCUAAUAUGCGAUACACGAGUAAGGCGCAGUUCAACAACAAAAACAACCAGGCAUCAGGUGGCGCGAGAAACAUGCACCAAGGUGCACCGGGCAACCCCUCUCGGACACGUGGCCACGGAUCUGGUCAAGGCGGUAAUAGAGGUGGCAGAGGUGGCCAUGCAGCUCCACGCGGUCCUCCAGCCUACAAGAGUCUUGAUGACUAUGGUCCGGGCAAUUUUGACGGUGCCAAUGAGUCGAAAGCCGGUGGUACCAAUGUGGAAAUGGUUAUGAAUUAUUAG
Molecule: messenger RNA, 1692 nt
Organism: Exophiala bonariae
Lineage: Eukaryota; Fungi; Ascomycota; Eurotiomycetes; Chaetothyriales; Herpotrichiellaceae
Exons: 1
Coding region: 1-1692 (563 amino acids)
Biological process (GO): box C/D sno(s)RNA 3'-end processing; rRNA methylation
Cellular component (GO): box C/D methylation guide snoRNP complex; small-subunit processome
Molecular function (GO): rRNA methyltransferase activity; histone H2AQ104 methyltransferase activity; RNA binding
Source: RefSeq, a predicted model, not a curated record